CGAGCUACGUUUUGCGUGGUAUGUUGUUUAUUAAUGUUAACGCCAUCUAUGUCACGCCCAUACGACCCGGAGGACGAUAACUUAAAGAACGUCCUGCCAUCUACCGGACAAUUUGAAGCGUUUUACCCUCGUGAAGCGCACGGUAUUCCUAACGGUUCCUCAAGACCUGCGCAUGGCCACGGUAGUUUCUACAAGCAUCGCAACCCGGCGCUAGUUGACGUGAAAAAUGCAGCUGCAUAUGGAUUUCGUUUCGAUGGCAUGAGAAGAUUUAAUUUCGACGAUGAAUAACUUUGUAUUUUAAUGACUACGAUUUCUUAAUAUAGUUCUUUUGUAAUAUAUACACUGAUAAAUAAAUGUAUGUGUAAUUAUUAAUUU
This is a messenger RNA of Manduca sexta (tobacco hornworm), 375 nucleotides long. RefSeq lists its product as uncharacterized. Bases 34 to 288 code for a protein of 84 amino acids. The transcript has a single exon. NCBI's taxonomy places the organism in Eukaryota, Metazoa, Arthropoda, Insecta, Lepidoptera, Sphingidae. The record is from RefSeq and is a predicted model, not a curated record.